AUCACGACAAGUAUUGCAAGUUGAGAUCCCCAUACUACUAUAAAGCUUGAAGCCCCAUGCCGUGUUGUUUACCAAACGAUCAGAGCUAGAUCUGAGUUUCUUCUUGUUAAUUCCAUCGAGCCAGGAGCUUUUCUGUUGCAUACUUGAGUUUCUUAAAUGGAGUUCUGCCUCUCACACAUAAUUGUUUUUCUCACCCUCACACUGUUGGCGAGGGCAAGCUGUGCUGCUGCUGCCAGAGACCCAACGCAAAGAAGUUUCUUCUUGGAGAAAGAAAUGCAACCCGGCACAACCAUGAAAUAUAGCUUAGGUAGAAAUAUAAAUGGGGGAUGCUUCCUGCCCCGAAAAAUUGCUCAAUCGAUCCCCUUCUCUUCCGCAAAACUGCCAGAAGUUGUCAACAAAUUUUCUAUGGAGCCAACGUCCGUGGAAGCCGCUGUAAUUCAGGAAACCAUUCAAGAUUGUGAAAGUGGAACCCUUAAUGGAGAGGACAGAUAUUGCGCCACCUCCUUGGAGUCAAUGGCUGACUUCGCCAUGUCCAAGCUGGGAAGAAACGUUCAAGCAUUCUCGACAGAGGUCGAAAAGGGAGCCACCCUGCAGAAGUACACAGUAAAGCCUGGCAUGAAGAAGGUGAACGAUGGUGGCAAUUUCAUUUUGUGUCACAAGCUGACCAACGCGAAUGCUGUCUUCUUUUGCCACACAUUUGGACAAACUAGGGCUUAUGUGGUGCCUCUAAAAGGUGCUGACAGGACGACCGCUAGCGCAGUAGCAAUCUGCCACCUGGACACAUCUGCAUGGAACCCCAAGAAUCAUCCCUUACAAGAGGUCAAAGUUAAGCCAGGAACCGUCCCUGUGUGCCAUUAUCUUCCCCAGGGUCAUAUUGCUUGGGUUCCAAAAUAGAAAGAAAUGUCCCCUUAGCCUUUGUGGUUCUAAAUGUAAAAGAAUCCCAUAAGAGGGCUAGCUACUUGUAUGCGCUCAAAUAUAAAUAAGAAGCAAUAAGAAUGCCCUAAGAAUAUGGGGUUGUUUUCC
Molecule: messenger RNA, 1023 nt
Organism: Prunus dulcis (almond)
Lineage: Eukaryota; Viridiplantae; Streptophyta; Magnoliopsida; Rosales; Rosaceae
Product: BURP domain-containing protein 3-like
Exons: 2
Coding region: 157-894 (245 amino acids)
Source: RefSeq, a predicted model, not a curated record